Molecule: messenger RNA, 369 nt
Organism: Monoraphidium neglectum
Lineage: Eukaryota; Viridiplantae; Chlorophyta; Chlorophyceae; Sphaeropleales; Selenastraceae
Product: Ubiquitin domain-containing protein 1
Exons: 4
Coding region: 1-369 (122 amino acids)
Source: RefSeq, a predicted model, not a curated record
AUGGGCUGCUUCCAGUCCAAAGAGGACGCCGCAGGCGCGGCGCCGCGGCCCGCGGCGGCGUCGAAGGAGCGCGAAGUAGCGCAGCUCAAGAAGCUGGUGUGGCGCUCCGAGGAGCCCCUCGACGCAGCUGCCCUGCAGCGGAAACGGGAGGAGUUCUGGGAUACCCAACCCUACUACGGCGGCAGCAGAGAGAUCUGGGACGCGCUCAAGGCGGCCUGCGCCUCGGACCCCGAGAUGGCCAAGGUCCUGCUCGACGCGGCCGAGGUUAAGGUGAUGAAGGCCGACAUGAGCGUGAGCUACGACGCACGGGGCUUCAGAUACGAGCUCCCGCCCUUCGUCCUCGCGGACCCCUCAAACCUCACGGCGUGA